AUGGAAGGAGUUUUGGCCUCCGAGAUCGGCCCGGGUGGUACGGGAGCCAUACCUACUACACGUGAGAAUGGCUUGGGUGUGCACCUCUGGCGACUGGAUGACACGGAUGAGCUGAAGCAAGUCCUCCAAGAAGAUGCCGAGAAGAAAUCCGACAGUGGAAGUACAGCUGAGGAGAAGCCAGCUCAGAACUGA
Messenger RNA from Clonostachys rhizophaga, 192 nucleotides. The record is from the annotation of a GenBank genome assembly. Lineage: Eukaryota; Fungi; Ascomycota; Sordariomycetes; Hypocreales; Bionectriaceae.